AAAAAAUGAAACAUUGAUAUUACUUCUGAACUGGAUUCUGGCGAACUUUUUAGCUGAAAAGGGACCAUGGAAUUGUCCAAGUGUUAGAAAAGAAAAAGGAAAAGGAAAAUAAGCCACCCAGUAAGGUUGCAGGCCCUUCUCUGCUGUUGCAGAGCCGAACUGUCUAAACCACAGCCAAUGUUUUGUCGUUUUAACAAUCCCUACCGACACGCGUCUCUAGUGGAUUGUGAGUAUCAAGAAUUUUAACAUGUUGCAGUAGUAGUGCUCACUUUGCUUUUCUUUUAGUUUAAGCACAAACAAAGCAUACAGGAAAGAAGCUGGAUAAACAAGAUAGAGUGCAGUCAUUUUGAUUUUCGGAGAAGGAGAUGAGCAAACUCAAGUCUUUUGGGUGUAGUUAGGCAAUAACUAAGAUGGAUUUGCAGUGAAUUUGUGGAGAUCUGGAUCGUAAAAAGAGAUAUGGAGCCUCCAAGGGGUUUUUUGGUUACUUUGUGGAAUUUUAUAUGCUUUCUUCCUUUCUUUGCUGGGCUUCUGCUUCUUGGUACUAUUAAAGGUAUCAUUUUCUGCCCAUUGGUAUGCCUUAUCAUAGCAGUUGGAAACUCCGCUAUAACAUUGGGUCUUUGGCCAUUACAUGUUUUCUGGACAUAUUAUUCGAUUAUGAGAGCUAAACAAUUAGGGCCAGUUCUGAAGAUUGUUCUCUGCAUAUUGCUAGCAGCCCCUUUGAUUCUUUGGCUGGCAGUUGGCAUUGUUGGAAGUAUCAUAGGCGGGAUACUAUAUGGCUUUCUUUCACCAGUGUUUGCCACUUUUGAUGCUGUUGGAGAAGGGAAGAGUAAUGUGCUUUACCACUGUUUUUACGAUGGAACUUGGGACACUAUUCAAAAGAGUUGCACUAUUGUCCGUGAUUUUGCAGAUUUUUGUUAUCAUUCUUAUUUCUCAUAUAUGGAUGACCUACAACAGCAACAGCCUCCAGAUAGAAAAUAUUAUGAGAUCAGGUUGCUUUAUCUUCCUGGUGCUCUUAUUGCUGGUUUACUUGGUUUCAUUCUCGACUUUCCACUGAUCUCAUUUAUUGCCAUCUGCAAAAGCCCAUACAUGCUCUUUAAGGGAUGGCAUCGUUUGUUUCAUGACCUUAUAGGAAGGGAAGGCCCUUUCUUGGAGACAAUAUGUGUACCAUUUGCAGGUCUAGCUAUUCUUCUCUGGCCAUUGGCUGUUGUUGGAGCAGUUUUGGGCUCUAUGAUAUCAAGCAUCUUCCUUGGGGCUUAUGCAGGAGUGAUUGUUUAUCAGGAGUCCUCAUUUUGGUAUGGGCUUUGCUAUAUUGUUGCAUCAUGGGCCCUUUACGAUGAAUACAGCAAUGAUACUUUGGACAUGCCAGAAGGAUCUUGUUUUCCGAGGCCAAAGUACCGAAAGAAUGCUGAAUUGUCAAAGAGUACAUCUCGUGCGUCCUCUUUUUCGAGGCCUAGUUCGUUUAAAUAUCGAUUAGAUCCGCUUCCUCCAAUGGUUGAUCUGAAACCAUUUGAGCUGCUUAAUGGGUUAUUUAAGGAAUGUCAGAAGCAUGGAGAGAAUUUUCUUUCUGAAGGACUAAUAACAGCCCAAGAUAUUGAAGAUGCUAAGUCUAAUAAAGGUGGUACGGUGGUUAACAUUGGCUUACCAGCUUAUUGUCUUCUUCAGACACUUCUACGCUCCGCAAAAGCCAAUUCUGAGGGCAUCUUGUUGAGUGAUAAUCAUACUGAGAUAACAAGCUACAACAGACCGAAAGAUGCCUUUUUUGAUUGGUUUUUUAACCCGUUCCUUGUCAUGAAAGAUCAGAUUAAAGCGCAAAACCUGUCCGAGGAAGAAGAGAAGUAUCUUUGCAAACUAGUACUGUUAAAUGAUGAUUUCAUUAAGUUGAAAAGUGCUAGUAUUGGUCCAGCACCCGACUCUGAGCGUAAACGAGCUGAACUUGAUGCAUUAGCUCGAAGGCUUCGAGGACUUACCAAAUCGGUAUCAAGGUAUCCAACAUCAAGAAGGCAUUUUCAGAAUCUUGUCAAGACCCUGUCAGAAGAUCUGGCCAAGAAGAAUGGAGACAGCAGAUCAAACAAUGGACGGCCUCGAGCAAUUGCGAGAUCAAAAAGUGCCUUUGCCCGUUAUUUAUCUUUUAACAAAAGCAGAUCAAGCCACAAUGGUUCUGAUCAAGCGACUCAACCAGUUGCAAGAGAUGUUGAAAUUGUAUAAUGAUGGAUGUUAGUAGUGGAAAUAGCAAUCUUAUUAUUAUUAUUUUUUUCCUGCAUCAUUUAUCUUCUUUGUUGCUGACACCUUGGGAGAAACAUGCGAGUCAAUAUAUGAAGUCAAAUUAUGCAAUGA
Messenger RNA from Ricinus communis (castor bean), 2334 nucleotides. RefSeq lists its product as uncharacterized. NCBI's taxonomy places the organism in Eukaryota, Viridiplantae, Streptophyta, Magnoliopsida, Malpighiales, Euphorbiaceae. The coding region runs from base 457 to 2205 and encodes 582 amino acids. The record is from RefSeq and is a predicted model, not a curated record. The transcript is spliced from 12 exons.